Molecule: messenger RNA, 1034 nt
Organism: Beta vulgaris subsp. vulgaris (sugar beet)
Lineage: Eukaryota; Viridiplantae; Streptophyta; Magnoliopsida; Caryophyllales; Amaranthaceae
Product: major strawberry allergen Fra a 1-3
Exons: 2
Coding region: 199-684 (161 amino acids)
Biological process (GO): defense response; abscisic acid-activated signaling pathway
Cellular component (GO): cytoplasm; nucleus
Molecular function (GO): signaling receptor activity; protein phosphatase inhibitor activity; abscisic acid binding
Source: RefSeq, a predicted model, not a curated record
CCAGCAGUCCAACACAGACCAAACUUAACGCGAUGCAGCUUCUUUGUUACUACCAACUUUACUUUCGCCUAGUCCCUCCAUCAAUAAAUAUUAAAUCCGAUUCUCAUUCUUUUCAUAUUAUUUCAUCGACUUUAUCUCCAUUAGCCAGCUAUUCUUCCAAGUAAAUUAAGCCCUUUAGUUUUAUCCUCAAAAUUAAUAAUGGGUGUGAUUACAUGCACAUUGGCCGACUUCACCAGCCCGGUUGCCCCGGCACGGUUAUUCCAAGCUCUGUCCAUUGACAGCCAUAACUUCUUGCCAAAGGUUGUGCCUCACUUUGUCAAAUCUGUCGAGUUUGUUGAAGGUGACUCUACUACUGUUGGAUGUGUCAAACUUAUCAGCUUCCCCGAUGAGGCUCCAUACAGAUAUGUAAAAACAAGAGUGGAUGAGAUUGAUUCUAGUAACUUCUACAGUAAGUAUACUAGCAUUGAAGGAGAUAUAUUUCCUGAUACGUUGGAGUGUGCUGUAUAUGAGAAUAUAUAUGAGGCUUCUGGUGCUGGAACUCACUACAAGAUGGUCGCCCACUAUCACAUGAAGGGAGAUAAUUUGAUGAAUGAAGAGGAGAUUCAAAGUGCAAAAGGAGGAGUCCAAAAGAUGUUUAAGGCUGUGGAAGAGCAUCUCGUGUCCAACCCUCAAGUAUAUGCUUGAAGUGCUUAUCCAAUCACAUUAUUGGUUAUGAUUUCGAUAUCAAUUUCUUCAUGUGAAGGAAAUAUAAAUUGCAAUAAAAAUGAGAUUUUGUAGGGGUGUGGUGGUUUUUUUUUUUUUGUUUUAAUUUGGUGUGAGAUUAAUUAUGUAUUUUUGUAAGAAAGUGCUGGGUAAGAAGCCAAAUAUUGAGUGAUUUUAAAUUUCAUGUAGUAUUGACGUACAAUUCCUAGGUGACUAAAUUAGAUAUAAGCUGAAAACGUUGUGUAUUAUUUUCUUUUAGACUUCGUUUGGUAGGGCAUAAAACUUUAUUUGGAAAAACUUUUUUUCUCUAUUUUAAAUUUUUUAUUGUUUGA